Rhagoletis pomonella (apple maggot) is the source of this 2346-nucleotide messenger RNA. It is a transcript of the gene 5-HT2B, whose product is annotated as lateral signaling target protein 2 homolog. Gene Ontology annotation, molecular function: G protein-coupled serotonin receptor activity; neurotransmitter receptor activity. The transcript has 6 exons. Gene Ontology annotation, biological process: G protein-coupled receptor signaling pathway, coupled to cyclic nucleotide second messenger; chemical synaptic transmission. NCBI's taxonomy places the organism in Eukaryota, Metazoa, Arthropoda, Insecta, Diptera, Tephritidae. Gene Ontology annotation, cellular component: membrane; dendrite. The coding region runs from base 1 to 2346 and encodes 781 amino acids. The record is from RefSeq and is a predicted model, not a curated record.
AUGCGAUCAACAACGUGCAGUGGUGUGUCGUUCAAAUUCGACACGCCCACUGGUGGUAGUGCAAGCUAUUUUCCGCUAAGCUCACUGUGGUGCCUUGUUUGGAUUUGUCUAGAUGUGCUCUUUUGUACGGCCAGCAUAAUGCAUUUGUGUACCAUUUCAGUAGAUCGGUUCUUUUCGUUGGCCUUUCCUAUGCGAUUUGGUCGCAACAAGACUACUAAGCGUGUCAUUUUGAAAAUCGCUUUCGUUUGGUUCCUAUCGUUAUCGACGAGUUUGCCGCUAUGCUUGAUGUACAUAAAGAAUCACGAUUCAGUGCUGAUUAACGGCACAUGUCAGAUACCGGAUCCUGUUUACAAAUUGGUCGGAUCGAUUAUUUGUUUUUAUAUACCGUUAUUUGUUAUGUUACUCACAUAUUGUCUUACAAUACGUCUAUUGGCGAAGAAAAGCCAUAACCUGGAUGGAAUGUGUCAGCCUCAGCCACCGGGUUGGGCGAGUAUUUGGCUGGGCCAAAGUAGCGCUUUUGAGCGUCGUCGCACCUGGCGUCAACUUUUACGCCCGCACUCCAGCACAGUGACACAGGCGCAGUCGGCCAACUCCACCGAUACGGAGCUCUCGACGCUGGACACUCAUGAGCUGUGGCUAACCGAAUCCAAUACUCCAAAGCAUAGAACCACCACUGUGACGGCGCUACAACAAUUCGGCGCCGAAAUGUUAAAAUUGUCGCGUGGCUUAGAGUCAGUGGCAUCCUCGUCGACCACCUGCUCGCCAACAAAAUCGGAAUUUUCAUCAUCAAAUCACUUCGCCGGCAAUAGUCCGCAGCAUUACGCGGUGAACAAGCAAGCAGCCAAUCAACAGCACCAGCAUCAACACCAGCACCUGCACCACCAUCACCAUCACCAUCACCACCAACAGCAGCAGCAACAACAACAACAUCUGAGUGGAGAACAUCAACAAAUACCCACAGCAGCGCUGGCGGCUGCCACAACCGAUAGUACAUCGUUGCUGCUGCGUUCGAGCAGUUUGAGGCGUAGUGCGCGGCGUGGACGCAAAAGAUCACUUUCGCCGUCCUGCAAAUCGCAGCACACAAUGGUACACUGCAAGAAUCGUCGACGCUAUUCGACAGCAACGCAGGGCACACGAGAGCCACGGCCCGAUACGCCACCGCCACAACGGCGCAAUCGUUUCAAUAGCCUGCCCAAAAAUGCGCUGCUCUUUCUCUCCUGUCAAGGCAGUCAAGCUAGUUGCAGCAACGACGGUGAUGCGUCGCAAGCGAAAGGCCACUCCGACUCAGAAGUGGAGCAGGCCAACAAAUCGCAGUAUAAAAGCGCCAACGAAAAAGAGAUAGAGCUACCGCCAGUGUGCACGUGUCCAUACUUCGGUGAUCGACCGUUGCAGAAUUGUCUCAAACCUGCGGAAGUGAAAAUUGUGCCCACCACAUUUACGGUAACUAACGCAAUGGAAAUUGAGAAUCUACUCAAUCCGACUGAAGAAGAGCUAAGCAGCAUUUUGGUUACGUCCAAUGCCAAUGGCAAUGGUACCGUCUCACGCCUUAGUCCCAACUCGGCGGCGCAAAUGAACGCCAACAAUAUGGGUAGUUCACUUACGGUACACUCCAGCGAUGGCAGUGCGUCAGGUUACCUUAGCGCUGCGCCGCCUCCUGGCACUCCCUGCCCGGGAAGACGUAAGCUCAGCAUUUCAAAGACUGCUUCUGUGGUGACGUGGGAUGCGAGUCGACACCGGCGACGCGGUUCCAGUUUUGGCAGCACACGCACCACGCUACUACUCACGCCCACUAAAACCGGCCCGGUAGUCACCUCGUCUUCAUCUGCAACACCGCUGCAACGUUCCGCCACGCUGCGCAGUCACAACAACAUGAACUAUCAACACGCUACGGCUACGUCCAGCGAUGGCACGACCACCAUCAUUGAUUUGAGUCGAUUGCGUCCACAAUUUCGCACGCCACAAUCUUCGCCUUGUCUGCUGCAACGCAACCAGACGGUACGCUCACAUCAUUCGCGCAACUCAAGCGUAAUUUCACGUAACUCAAGUCGUCAUGGGCGCAUCAUCAAACUCGAACAGAAGGCGACCAAAGUGCUAGGUGUGGUAUUCUUCACUUUCGUAAUACUAUGGUCGCCAUUCUUUGUGAUCAAUCUGCUGCCCACGAUAUGUGGCGACUGUGAAAAUCGCCUAGCACACUGGGUAUUCGACGUGGUUACAUGGCUAGGCUACGCCUCAUCAAUGGUUAAUCCCAUAUUCUACACCACAUUCAACGAAAUCUUUCGCCAGGCAUUCAAAAAGGUGCUACUAUGCAAAUUCUCUUCUUCGUCGCAUCGUAGCCAGAACAUGUAG